AUGUCUUCACUUAAUGCAGCUGCUCUUCAAAAUCUUGACGAGCCAUCUCGUAAAGAAAUCAUGCAAUUUAUAGAAUCUGAACAAUCCAAGUCAAAAGUCCAAUCAUCAAUCCACGGCUUUACCGAUAUGUGCUUCAAGAAAUGUUUUAAAGAUGUUCCAAUAACCAACGGUAGUUUGACUUCUAAUGAAGAAUCAUGUCUUAAGAAUUGUUUGAACAGAUUCUUGGAUACUAAUAUUAAAGUUGUUGAAGCCUUACAAACUGGUCGUUAG
Messenger RNA from Spathaspora passalidarum NRRL Y-27907, 270 nucleotides. It is a transcript of the gene TIM8, whose product is annotated as protein transporter. The record is from RefSeq and is a predicted model, not a curated record. The transcript has a single exon. NCBI's taxonomy places the organism in Eukaryota, Fungi, Ascomycota, Pichiomycetes, Serinales, Debaryomycetaceae. Bases 1 to 270 code for a protein of 89 amino acids.